Messenger RNA from Pecten maximus, 5005 nucleotides. RefSeq lists its product as uncharacterized. The transcript has 2 exons. Lineage: Eukaryota; Metazoa; Mollusca; Bivalvia; Pectinida; Pectinidae. Bases 629 to 4171 code for a protein of 1180 amino acids. The record is from RefSeq and is a predicted model, not a curated record.
AAUAACUAUAUGGCUGGGGGAUGUCUGGAAAAGUUUAUUUACAUAGGAACUUCUAUAAUGUAUUCUGAACAGGACAAAGUGUGGUCUUUAAUGUUUUAAUUGGUCCUCGGGAUGUCCCCUCAGGACGCCGGAGUACGCCAUGGUGUACUGCUGUGAGCGUUGAGCCAUUCUGUGAUUUUACAUAGGAGAAUUUCACUAUUAUUAUUCAACAUUAAUGUUAACUGCCAUGUUCAGUAAUUUUUCUUUGUGAAAAAAAAAAUGACAAGUGGGAUUUAAGUAUAUAAAUAGUAUACCUGCUUUCUGCUGUAAGGGUAUAAUAUAUUGGUGUCUGACACGCACCUGUCAUUAAUUUCAGGUGAAAGAGACAUUCACAAAAGCCUCGGAGACUUGGAAACGUUCGGGUUACAUAAUCACAAUACAGCUACCCUAACGGACCCACCGCUAAACGUUGUAUACAUGCAGAUUUGUGAUGGAUCAACUUGAUUAUGGGUUGGAAGAGUGAGGCUGCUUUGGAUAACACCAUCACCUGGAUGGAACCCCGCCUUUAGGGGCCACAUCUACUAUAGCUCCAUCUGAUCCUUCACGGGAGCCGUGUCAGAGCUGUCUGUGGCCCCCAUGGGAUUCCAAGAUGAAUACUACAAUGGAUAUUCUGCUACACCGACUGAGAGAGGAAGUGGUUGACCUUCGCACUCAGAGCUCUGCUUUGACGCGGCAGAUGUGGCUAUUGUAUGUAACAUUUGAGGAUUUCGUCUGCUUGAAAUAUCCUAACAAGUCCAAGGAAGUUCUGACGACCAGGAUAAACAUUGAUGCCUACAUCUCCUCGUCCUGCAACAGUCCUGUGAGAAGGUCGCUAUCACAACCGGUCACCAGCUCAUCUCAGAAAGAGAUCACUCGAUCAAAACGAGUUUUGUGUGAGGGUUUUAAAAACCAAGUUGGAUUUAAACGUAUUCAAGCUAAAACGCGGUGUUCCACUCUUGGAGAUAAAGAGGUAGAUGACAAAAGCAGGUACAACACUACUGUUUCAUAUCAGAUAGCUAAAAUACAGUCAAUUGUGAAGACUGAAAGGCACAACAAACCCCGUAACAAUCGACAGAAACUUGAGCUUGAUGGUUUUCCAGGCGUGAUUUCAAUGGAGAUUGGCCAGUCCGAUCAGAGGAAUCGAGAUAGAAUGCACGAUUUGAGUGAAGGGCGCCUGAGUAGUAUAGGGAGUACAGGCCAAGGUGCAUGUAGAUCAUCGAGAUGUGUGAAUUCCCCGGGAAUAGCUGAUAAGGCUGUUAAUUCGCGAGGUAUUGUUUCGGGAGCAGUGACAGAGUCACACGGGGUAUUGUUACGUGGAAGUGUUCCGCGACAGAGCCAGAACAGUGCCACACUCGGUCCUAACAAUGGUCGGGUUCGGCGCUACAAUCCACAGGUUGGGGUGGAAAAUAGGUGUCUCAGUCAAACUAAUCGCCUUAAUCAGUCCGCAGAUCAGAUACAUUCUGUUGGUCGGUGUGUAAGAAACCCUGCACGGGUCGAAACAACUCAUUGUGGACCGAGGAUUGUAAACGUGAGGGCUCUCCAGGCCAUCACAGAUAACGCUCUUCGUGAGGAUCCCUGCAUCACCAACAAACUCAGUGUUCAGAGCAAGUGCUGGAACUCUCUCCGUCUUCAAGGUAUUCUUCCACUGGAUAACGGUCGCUUUGAUUGGGACAGUGGUUCUAUGAAUGAUCGGAUCAUGACGGACCCUUUACGCGUGUCAGUUAGGCACGACGUUUUAUUUAAUUCACAAGAUGGCGGAUAUUUACAUCCACGACCGGACAGUGUUGGUCCGCGACACAAACCCCCACAGACACUUUCACUGGAUAGAGUCAAUUUAGCUGGACGAUCGGACAAUGUAGUAACGUCCACUCCGAAUGAUUCCGCCCAUGAUGCUAGUAUAGACAUUUUUCAUUCGAACGAAUCGUCACCAGUUACGAUUUCAAGUGGAUAUGAAAGUGAUUCUCUACAUACGUGUGAGGCAGAUAUAGACAAUAUAUUCUUUAAGAGGAAUAAAGCCAACAACACUCGUACAAAGGCAGCGACCGCGGAAGGAGACACCGAUCCAUUGACGGACUACUUCUCAAUGUCCGACUCCAAUCUAAAUGCGGAAGUGACGGCGCCUGUUGAUGGGGAUGUUACCCCAACGUCCUCUCCUCAGGUCGUCCUUACAAGGAUACCAGACAAUCAAGGAAAGGAUCAUCCUGUGCCUCAGGAUUUAAAAACAAAUUCUAAAUCUCGAAAGCCGAAACAGGAUAAAGUGCUAACACCCAACCAGGGAAAUAGUGCCGUGUUUUCUCCGAAGGAGAGAAAUAGUUACCAACUGACUAAAGUAGCAAGGUCAAUGUUCGAGAUAAUUCAUGACCUUCAAAACGAAGAAAACGCGGCUGAAGGUAAAAAGAAAGGAAAGAAACCUCGCAGAAAUACUCCCCCAUUAAAACCUGAGAGGUUGAUCGGGGACAACCCUAACCUUCCUUCGUCAUCAUCAUCAAGCGAUACGACGCCUACAAACACGUGCACAAAACCAGUUAUGGGUCAAGAUCAAUUUAAUAUACAAAGACAAGUUCAAAAUCAAUGUGAUAACACGCGUACAAAUGUGAAUCAGGUUCCCCAACCAAAACAUUUCGAUAGAGUGGUUGGCAAUCCUCCGAAAGUGUCUGUUCGUUGUUUGCGACGCCCUCUAGGAGCAGAUCCAUCUGACUUUGACCGCAAUGCGGCGCUACCACAUUCAGACAGUGCACGUGCUUCAACGAACGAUAAUCCUCCAAAAAUUGUCGGCCAGCCAAGCUAUUUGGAGGAAGAUACCAGUAUCGCAGCCAAUGACAAUUCUACUGUACAUUGGGAAGGAAGCGGAAGUGACGUGCACCCGUUUCAUCCACAGGUUCCAGAUAAUUCGAAUGAUCCUCAAGCGGCCCUGAUAAAUCAAAACUGGACUACUAAUAUAAAUGACUGUAUGCCCUACGCUACAACACGGCUUCCCGGGUGUCAAACACCAAAACGAGAUCCAAGGGAUGAUCACGUGUACGAAACUAUUCCCGGGGAUGAAAUGCUGUCGUACGAGGAGCACAUGCGCCUUCGGAUGAAUGGCAUUCCUGUAAAGCUACAGCGUUUACAUCCAGACUGUCCGUUCGUUCCGUACGAGCCUCCCGCUCUCCCAGCAAGGAACGAUCACAGAAUGCCAAAAUCAAGUGCUUUUAUGAACUCCAGUUUUAUCAUGCACACUCAACCUUUUGUGCCUCAGAAUCUUAUUCAGUGUCCUAGAAAUCAUUCACAGUCAUUUGUUCCGCAGUUUUCGUCACUUCCAGGAAGUCAUCAAGUUAACGUCAACCAUGGGGUAUUGUUCCACGCCCCACACCAAAAAAUCGUCAACAAAUUAAAAGUAGGGGAUACAUCUGUAAAUAUUAACUCAUCAAAGAAACAAUCUAAACAACGUCCGGCGUCACAGGAACUUCCGGUUAGACCACAACCAGUAUUGCCAACUGGUUAUAAACAAAAACGUCCCGUGUCGGAACAAUUAUCUCAUGCACAGAAAGCUCCAGCACAGCGGCGCUUACAGCUGCUACAAAAACAGCAGUUAAUCAGACAGCAACAACAGCUUCAACUUCUCCAACAGAAACAGGAGCUAGAAAAACAACAGAAGAUAUUGCAAUAUAAGCAGCAGCAGCAGGAUAAACAACAACAGCAGCAACAAAAACAACAAUAUUUACUCAUGCGUGACAUUAAUUCCAAUGUUCCGGAAAGAGCAAGUUUUAGCGCGACGUCCACUCAUCACCAUGUAAACAGGUCAAGAUCACGUGCGAACUCGUGGGACGGUUAUGGUAGUUUGGAUCUAAGAAAGACCAAUGACAAUACGCCUUUAAGUAAAGGAGCUUCCAAACUUUCAACAUCUGACCUUUUGGAUUAUAUUGAUGACAUAAAACAACCCCCACCGAAACGACGAGAAAACUUUUACCUUCUUCUGUCGAAUAGACAGAACCGUGCGGAUUUCUCGGAUUCAUUAGAAAUCGAAUCGAAACUUAAAGACCUCGGAAUUAAUGUGAAUCAAGCAAAGUGUGGCGAGUUUGUUGACGAGGAUGGUUAUACUACUAUGGACAGUCCGCCAUUUGACUUUGGUAUUGAAACACGACCUCAGUUUCUUCAGUCUACGUAUGUGUGAAGUACGUCAUCUUUUCUUGUGUAGAUAAGUGUUAUACCUAUGUAAUACAAUUUAUACGUUUCUACCGUGCAAUUUUGCCACCUAAUCAAUACGUGCAAUGACGUCAAAUAGACUGACAUAUGGAGGAUACCAAUAUUAUUUACUGAUAAACAAAACAUGGAUUUACAAUACAAACGUGUAACCACUCUAGUGGUAUUGAUCUCAGGCUGGUACACUGCCUUUCGUAUGAAUUUCGUUUGUGAGAGUUUAUGUUGAGUGGAAAUGCAAUUGAUCUGGAUAAAGUUGGGCUUUCGUGACACUGUAAAACAUUUACCCGUGCCAUUUAACGUGUAUUUCGAUCUGCGGCCGACCACAAGGAAAGGUUAGUCGCAGUGAACAGGAUAAAAGUGUAAAAAGUGCUGACUUCAAUUCGUUUAUAACGUAAGCUGUCCCAGGGGUAGUCAUUAAUCAGUCCUAAUUCGGUCCAUAAGAACAUCAAUGAAAACAGACACAGAGAUUUAGAUAUAUUAAUAUUGAAAAAAGUAAUGUCAAAACCAGUGCUCAGAGAUUUAUAAUUUAAAUCAAAAGUGACUUGUGAACAGUCCAGCCAAGGGGAAAGCUUACGUUUAUAUACAGAACUGUUUAUCCUUUUGUUUACAAUGAAUGAUUAAAACUGUAGUGGGUAAUUAAAGUCAAACGAUUUAAGCCAAGAAAUACGUUAGAUUUAAGUCGAAAUAGGCCCGUCUGUGACAUGACCCAACAUGUGAUCUAUCAGGAUCGGCUCUUUUCGUGUGGAGUGAGAGACGAGAGAAAUACUAUUUAUGACAGAUAAGAGAGAGAGAGAGAGAGAGAGGG